AUGGCGUCAACUAUGGAAGACCAUAUAAAUACUAUCACCACAGCCGAACUAUUAGAACACUCUGCAACCAAACGGUCCCAAGACGAAGUAACAGACUAUUCUUCGGAACAUAUAAAUACGUUUACAUUGGCUGCUAAUGAGAGUAUGCUUGCCGGCAAGACGAUUGAUAGGAGUAUCAUAACUGAAGAAGAAAAGGAAGCUAAUAAAGAGUUUUUUGUUGGUAAAGCUUCAAGGACACCUGAGAAUUACAUGUGCAUAAGAAACUAUAUACUUGACACCUGGGUUAAGCGACAACCAAAUUACGUCAGCAAAACAAGCGUUCGUCCUGCUUUGAAGCACUAUGGGGACAUGAACACAAUUGGUCGAGUACAUGCUUACCUCGAGAAGAUCGGAGCCAUCAACAAAGAUUGUUCAAUUGCUACUGCAGUGAGGACAAGAAGUCAGUUAAAAAGAAAGCCUAGUGAUUGUGAGGACAGAGAAAAACUGAAUGACGAUGACUUCGAAGACAUGAUAAGAAAGCGUCGAAGGAGUAUAAUAGAUGAGAGAGAUGAGGAUAUAUUUUCAAGAGACUCUCCAAUGGCUGACACUGAUGGUAAAGAUCAUAUCCGUGCGUCGUAUACAUGGCAUUUGUCACCAAUGCGAUUCAAUCGAACAUUUUUAAAGACAAAACAGGUCGCCGAAAGGGAAAACUUCGACGGAAACGGAGAGCACCCAUUCAGGCUGAUUUCACCGAAUACUUAUGACGCGUUCAAUCCUCCACCAUUCCAAAUUGAAAUAGUAUCCAAUGCCAAGCUUGUGAUGGAUUUUCAUGCACACAUGACUUAUAAUGAGAUAAUUGGUCUGCUCGGGGGGAAAUAUGAUGACAAACGACGCGUAUUGAAAAUUUUUAUGGCCUUUCCCUGUCAAGGCACAAGUACUGGUAUUGAGUGCGAAAUGGAUCCAGUUUCUGAGAUGCAUGCAAAUGAAGCCUUUGCUGCACGUGGAUUCGACGUUGUUGGAUGGUAUCACUCGCAUCCUACCUUUGACCCACAGCCGUCAUUGCGAGAUAUAGAAAAUCAAGCUCAGUAUCAGGAACUAUUUCGUCAUGAGGAUGGCGUGGAACCGUUCAUUGGUAUAAUAAUAACGCCAUAUGACAAACUGAAACCGUCAAAUGUUUCUCAAUUCCAAUUUAUUUUUGUUGGACCGGAUCUCGAGCCUCUGGGCUCUCACAGAUUGCCAUAUACCUGCGAUGCCGACACCAUUCGUAAUGACACUUUAUCGGACGAAGUGUUUGCACAACUCGUUGAGAUAGUGAGAGAUUUUCAGGAUAGCGCCAAUCGAGUGAAUAUGUGGGAUGUAUAUCGCGCCAAGGAAAGCACUCUACGACUUGACAAGUUCAUAGAAUCACUGACGGCACAUUUGUUUCUCUCACCUGAUGAGCAGCAAUGUUAUCUUGAUAGAAUCAGGGAGAUGGUUGAGAUCGAAUUCAGUGAGAAUGGAGAGAACUCAAGUGGCAGUAACAGGCAGAGUGAUGAUAGUAAUUGA
Messenger RNA from Paraglomus brasilianum, 1524 nucleotides. Lineage: Eukaryota; Fungi; Glomeromycota; Glomeromycetes; Paraglomerales; Paraglomeraceae. The record is from the annotation of a GenBank genome assembly.